This is a messenger RNA of Rosa chinensis, 3351 nucleotides long. Its product is annotated as receptor kinase-like protein Xa21. Gene Ontology annotation, biological process: protein phosphorylation. Lineage: Eukaryota; Viridiplantae; Streptophyta; Magnoliopsida; Rosales; Rosaceae. Gene Ontology annotation, molecular function: protein kinase activity; ATP binding; protein binding. The transcript has 2 exons. The record is from RefSeq and is a predicted model, not a curated record. The coding region runs from base 1 to 3351 and encodes 1116 amino acids.
AUGGGAAACCCACAGAUACUCGUACCAUAUGGACUAGUUGUGUUACUUUACUUCUCAUGCUUCCUGAAGUUAACCUCAUCUUCUUCCAGUUCCAACUUCACUGAUCAAACUGAUCUUCUUGCCAUUCAAUCCAAACUCACAUUUGACCCUACUGAAACUGUCUUGGGUGGCAAUUGGACCACCAACACAAGCUUCUGUGGUUGGAUUGGGGUCUCUUGCAGUAAACGAAGGCAAAGAGUCAUCGCCUUGGACCUGUCAUAUAUGGGUCUCCAAGGCACGAUUGCACCACAUGUUGGCAACCUCUCCUUUCUGGUCUCAUUGGAUCUCCGAAACAACAGCUUCUCUGGGUUCCUGCCGAAUGAAAUCAGCCAUUUACAUCGCUUGAAGGUACUCAUAUUGCGUGCCAACCAGUUGGAGGGAAACAUCCCUCCAACUUUGUAUCGCUGUGAAAAGCUUGAAAUGAUUAGCCUUGCAAUAAACAAGCUUAGCGGCCAUAUACCUAAAGAGUUGGGUUUCUUACCCAGACUUGAGCAACUAUUGAUUGGUAACAAUAAUUUUUCUGGUGGAGUUCCACCAAUUUUGGGUAACAUUUCAACAUUGGAAGUAUUGAGUAUGCCCUCUAACGGCCUUACUGGUUCACUUCCUUCUUCCCUGUUUAACCUGUCUUCUUUAGUUAUGUUUUGUGUAUACCAAAAUUACCUUUCUGGAAGUUUUCAUGAUGUUGAUCUCUGCCAUUCUUGUCCUAGACUUCAUUUCCUUUCUCUUAGUCUCAAUAAUUUCAGUGGCCAGCUUCCUUACCUCAGCAAUUGUACAGAGCUUGUCAUAUUGUCCUUAUCAUGCAAUAAGUUUGUGGGAAAAAUUCCAGCAGAUAUUGGCAACUCAAAAAACCUUGAAGUCCUUUACCUUGGUUUUAAUAGCCUAACGGGUACUAUACCUCCUACCAUAGGUAAUUUGUCCAACUUAGAAACCUUUGUUUUAAAGCAGACUAACGUUAAGGGAAGCAUUCCUCAUGAUUUAGGACGUCUUUCUAGAUUGAUCACAUUUAUAAUUGGUAGGAAUGGCCUAAGCGGACCAGUGCCUCCAGAAAUAUUCAAUAUCUCCUCCCUACAAGUUAUUGAAGCAAGAGAUAAUGCCCUUUCAGGAAAGUUUCCUUCCUCCUCUGCAGUUCGGCUUCCCAGCAUUGGAUUCAUCUCUUUUUCUAACAAUAAAAUUACUGGACAAGUCCCAUCCUAUUUUGCAAAUUUUACAAAGCUCUACUUAUUUCAGGUUAAAAACAACUCUCUCUACGGACCAAUUCCCAAGAAUUUUGGUAGCUUAAAUCACCUCGAAACCCUUCAUCUCGGGGGAAAUCAAUUAACAGGAGAUCCCGGAGUUCCUACACUUGAUUUUCUUUCCUCGUUGUUUAAUUGCCCUUCCCUGAAAGCAUUAGUUCUGUCUGAGAAUCCUUUAAAUGGCACCAUACCAAACUCCUUUGGAAAUUCUUCUUCUCCUCUCCAGUUGUUUUCAAUAGACAAGUGCCAGAUUAAGGGCCACAUACCCAAGGGAAUUGGUUCUUUGAAAAGCUUGACGUUCCUUUCAUGGGAUAACAACAAUCUGAGUGGAAAUAUACCAGAGUCGAUUGGAGGUUUGGAGAGGCUGCAAAGAUUGUAUCUUGGCAACAACAGUUUAGAAGGCUCUAUUCCAGACGAGCUUUGUCUUUUGAGGAACCUGGGAGAACUAUCACUAGAGAAUAAUAAAAUCUCUGAAUCAAUCCCAAAUUGCAUAGGAAACCUCAACCUCCUUCAGAUAGUUUCCCUAAGUUCCAAUAGAUUGACAUCAUCAGUACCGUUGAGUUUAUGGAACCUUGAAAAUCUCCUGUUCCUAGAUCUGUCAAACAAUUCUUUUUAUGGGAACUUACCUUCAAGCUUGAGAAAGUUGAAUGCUAUUCAAGAGAUAGAUUUAUCUCAAAACCAAUUUACCGGAAACAUUCCAAGCACCAUAGGCAGUUUGCAAACCCUGAGCUCUCUUAAUCUGUCACACAACUUGUUUACAGGUUCUGUUCCACAAACUUUUGGUGAGCAGCUGAAAGGGUUGGAAUUGUUGGACUUAUCAUUCAAUAAUCUUUCUGGUGCAAUACCAAAGUCUCUUGAGAAACUCAAAUUUCUCAAGUACUUAAAUCUCUCGUUCAACUACCUCUCCGGAGAGGUCCCUUUUGGGGGACGUUUCGUCAACUUCAAUGCCCAGUCAUUUUUGGUGAAUAAAGCACUGUGUGGGAGACGUGAGUUUGGACUCCCACCUUGCAAGACUCAUAGGACUCAAAAAUCAAAAGUGGCCACCCAUUUGCUGGCCAAAUAUGUUCUUCCAGCCAUUGCAUCAACACUGAUUCUCAUAGCCCUCUGUUAUAUGAUGACAAAGUAUGGAACAAGAAAGAGAGGCAAGACUCCGAGUUCAGUUGAACAGUUAACAACAGUGGAGCAUAUUGUGAUAUCAUAUCAAGAACUCCGUCGGGCUACAAAUGACUUUUGUGAAAGCAACUUACUUGGAGUGGGAAGUUUUGGCUCGGUGUACAAGGGGAUACUGUCUAAUGGGACAACCGUUGCUGUCAAAGUUCUUAAGCUGGAAAUGGAGGGUGCUGUAAAAAGUUUUGAUGCAGAAUGCAAGGUGUGGAGAACAACCAGGCAUAGGAAUCUUGUAAAGGUCAUAACUACAUGUUCUAGCCCUGAAAUAAGAGCUUUGGUGCUGCAGUACAUGUCCAAUGGCAGUCUUGAGAAGUGGUUAUACUCUCACAACUACUGUCUCAGUAUUCUGCAAAGAGUGAGCAUGUUAAUCGAUAUUGCAUCUGCUUUGGAAUAUCUCCAUCAUGGUCAAGAAGAAACCGUGGUGCACUGUGAUGUGAAGCCUGGCAAUGUCCUUCUUGAUGAAGACAUGGUUGCACAUCUUGCAGAUUUUGGUCUUGCAAAAAUUUUAGCAAAAAACAAAGAGGAAACACAGACAAGGACCAUCGGCACUCUGGGCUACGUAGCACCAGAGUAUGGUUCUGCAGGAAAAGUGUCUAGAAGUGGUGAUGUUUAUAGCUUCGGGAUAAUGUUGCUGGAAAUAAUGGCGAGAAAGAAACCUACCGAUGAAAUGUUUGCUGGAGAAGUGACUUUGAGGCAAUGGGUAAAUGUGUCUAUCCCUGAUAAUGUUCUAGAAGUGGUGGAUGCUGGCUUAUUGAUCUUAGAAGAGGGAAGAGACAUGUUUGCCACAGAAUCUAUCGUUAUGUUCAUCCUGGAAAUAGGCUUGAGGUGUUCCGAAGAAGUAGCAGAGGAUAGAAUGGACAUUAAGGAUGUGGUGCCCGAGCUCAAGAAAAUAAAAGUGGCACUACAAGAAUGA